UGCGUCACUUCGGAGAUGGGAGCCUCGGAAUCGAAGCUCGUCUUUAAACAAGGCAUCUUUCGCUUGUACGAGGACAAAAACAUCCCUGCUGAUGAUCCAUUUUGGGUAAAGUUCUGGGAGCUGCCCGAAUCGUCCGAGGAUGUGUUUAGCUUGUUCACCCCUGCCGACAUACGGCGGGCUAGAGAUUCAGCAUUGCCUAACCUCGAAACAUUGCUACUGGCCGUAUGCUCUCGCUUAAUCGUGUUGAAAAACCACCCUUCCUUUCCCGAUCCUGAAUUCGCCCCAGACAAAGACGCUCUCAACUGCAUUCGCAUCCUGACCAGACUCCUACCCUUUGUACACGAGGCCGACCAUUUGGAAGGAUGGGAAGAACAGUUUUUCUGGGCCGGUCGCAAGAAGAAGACUCGCCGGGCCCAGGUGGCAUCAGUGGUACUGUUCGAUGAAGCGAAUACGGAGACUGAAGAAGGGGCAGAUUCACCCCAAGACAAUGACCAUGAGGACGUCAAGCCGUUAGGGGAGGAGUUGAUAGACACUUUGCUAGAUCUCCUCUUCUACACCGGAUUUACCAUUCCUAAGCUCUCAACAACAAAGACCAAAAUAUCAUACGCUAUAUGGCAGAGCGGAGUUGGCUGCAACACGGCAAUGGUAUCGACCAAGGAACUUGAGAAUAAUCGCAUGGAAGUCUUGAGAUUGCUACUCACUUUGACUGGCAAGUCCAUGUAUAUGUCUCCGAGUCUCCUCCCUGUCAAGGGGGUCAGAGCUAUCACUUAUAUUGCUUCGUGUCCUGAUAAACAGGUUGUCUUGACUCUCUUGUGCUCGCUUUUAAAUACGACAAUCAAAUAUAACCCGGCUAUCUGGAAAGUCCCUUACGAUCACGUCGUCUGGAAAGACCCCAAGCAAAUACUUGUCAUUUAUUGUCUGCAGUUCUUACUAGUCGUCCUUCUUUACCCGAUUCCAGAGGAAGGGCGUGGAGUUCCCCCAAAGAAUUAUUAUCGUCAUUACUUCGGUCGACUUCAUCGACCCCAAGAUUUUCAAUUCCUUGUUGACGGUAUGACGAGGGUUUUGAAUCAGCCGAUGCAAGCGACGACUUCGUAUCUUCCCGGGAGCCAAAGAUCCGUCAAGUGGGCUCCCGAAAUGCUCAUGCUAUUCUGGGAGGCGCUACAGUGCAACAAACGGUUCAGAUCAUUCAUCAUAGACUCCAAUAGAUCGCAUGAGUUUGUAAUUUCCUGCCUGUUCUACGCAAUUGAGUACAGGAAUGACCCAUCCAAACAAGGCGUGGUCAAGUUGUGCAUCUUUAUUCUUCAAACUCUGAGUGUUGAGGCUAGCUUUGGGAAAAGCCUAAAUAUAAGUUUCGAGGCUCAAGAUACGCUGCCUACAAGUAUUCGUCUCACCGGCUUUCGAGGCUCUUAUGCCGAUUACCUCAUCAUUUCGAUACAUACUCUAAUGACUACAAGCAAGGGAAAUCUGGACGCAGUUUAUCCUGCUCUACUUGCCAUUUUGAACAAUAUAGGGGCAUAUGUGGAACGACUAUCACCAAGUGCCUGCUCCAAAAUACUGCAGCUGUUCGCCUCAAUGUCAUCACCGAGCUUUUUGCUCGCCAAUGAAACCAACCACACGUUGCUGUCCGCAUUGGUCGGAUUCAUUAACCUAAUACUCGAAUAUCAGUUUACAAAAAAUCCUUUCUUGAUUUACGGCAUUCUCAAGAACAGAAGACGUUUCGAAGCAUUGCGAACGUUUACCCUUGAAAGCGGCCAGCAAGAAAUUGAACGCCAGACUCAAAUAAGAAAGGCAAACUCAGCAGCUGGAGACGGUGGCUCCAACCUUACUUCGCAAUCUAUGGAUGACCCCAGAAAGACUAGUGGUGCACGGUCUCCUUUGACUCAUAUCCCAGAGGAGAGCAGUCCCUUUGCUAUCGGAGGCGAUGACUCUGACGAGGAAGACGAUGAUGAAGAGGACGACGACGUUCAAAAUACGCCGUCGCAAUCGUCUCCGUCACAACGAACGUCGCGAGCACCUUCGGUUUCGUCUUCAACGGACGGUACCGUCCCACUUCAAAUGAGAGGCAUGUCAGAAAAGGCUCGAGGGAAAAUGCCGGCGGGUCAAAUGAACUUUUCACGACAAAACAGUUUGACCAGUUUGAGCAGCUAUUCCGCAACAAUUCAAUCUGCGUCUGCCCAUUUCACUCCAACGGCAACAUGGAUUGAGUCAUGGGUUAUUGAACUACCUCUUCAUACGAUAUUAACGAUUAUCUCAUCGAUCUUGCCUCAUAUCCCUGCCAAUGCCUUACAGACAUCCUCGAGCCCCGAGGCCCGGACAUUGAUCAGCAAUCUGCCUACUUUCUCUGAAGAACCGAAUAUCCACAUAUUAUUAUCAGAUCUGUCUCCUGUCAAGGUUCAUUCGUUUGAAUGGUCUGCAUUAGCCUUGGGCUGGUAUGAAUCGUUGCUUUGGGGGUUCAUCUUCUCCAGUGAAAUGGUUGUCGGGUCGGCGAGCAAUUCAACUCCAGGCACUGUGGGCGUCUGGAAUGGCACCGGAAUUAAGCUAUUCAGAGUCCAGGAAAUGGCAGCCCAAGGCCCAUCACUCCUCGCUCCAAGAGGUGCGGUUGAUGCUGUCGGCAGCAAUCUAGUCAACCGGAUCGGCAACCUGAGUUUCCGGGGUCGACCUGGUAACAACCAAGAAGGUCCUAACAGCACUCAGUCGCCGAGUACUCGUGAGAUCGGAUUCUCCAUGGCCACUCCACAGCUGGCGGACCUCUUAGCUGAGGUCCUGCCCAAGGACAUCAAGUUGAAUGUGCGCCACAUCUCCACGCCGCCAGCACAGUGCGAAGCCAUAUUCUCGGCGCCGCCAGGCAAAGAAGCCGAAACCACCUUUUGCGAAAACCACUUCUUCGUGGCUUCGCUCAACCGAAGCAAAGACCGGGUCGACGAUGAAAUUGCUAUUUUGGGCAUUGAGGUUGCCAUCUAUUCGACCGAUCGACUCACUAUUCUUUUUGUCUCCAAGGCUGACUCUUCGGGAUACUUGCAUCUGCUCAAGUCGACGGCGGCGGCGGCGGCGCCAAGGACAGCGUCGCUCAGGUUGAUUUCAACUACUUUUUUGUCCUUUUUGAUUCAGACUCAUCAGCGUAAAGGGGUCAGGUUGGUUCUUUCUCUUUUUGCUCGCGCGCAAAGCCAGUAUUUGUUUCCCGGCAGCGCGGACAAUACCAAAAAACACGUCUUGGACGACCGCGGAUUGAUCAAAUGGUGGUGCCAAGCUGCCGAUCCUAUUCUCCGAGAGCACGCUGUAGAGUCCCAGGGCCACUAUGGCGAUCAUCAAGAAGACUCUUCUAUUGAUGAAAAAGUCGAGAGUGUGAAUAGUUCAGCUACGGCUUAUUUACUGGUGCCGGGAUGUGACAAGUACGAAACACGCGCGUUCUUUCCAGCUUCGGCCCGAGCAGAUGAUCAGGGGAAUCCACGGUGGCGAGUGUCGUAUCCUCUCAGCCAGAUCUGUAGCCAUCCUCAGGCGCCGCCCAGAUGCUUGAUUCCAAGGUUUCCUGACGAUCCAAAGGCGCGUUUUCUUUGGGAUCUGGAUGAGGAGCUACCCAAGACGUCAGAAAAUGCAGAGGCAAACAAAUCUGGCCAAUGGAAAAGCGUGAAAUCUCUCGACGAGUUUUGGGAGAUGAUGUCUUUCCGGCAAGAAUGCUCUGCGGGGAGACUUGUUGGGUUUUUAUGGGUUGUUAUCAAUCCUCCAGGCGUUCUCAGUUCGGACAAACUAUCCAACCAAACUCAAGGAACCGCCACUGCUGAAAAGAUCAAGGACGCUGCUUCUUCUAGCGUGUCUUCUAGCACUGCUCCUGCCAGCACUACCGCCGAGGCCAAGUUUGACGAUAGAUCAUUGCCCCCGUCGCUACAGAACCCGAAUCAGUCAGAGACUGGCACAGAUGCUUAUCGCCAUGCAUUCUUCUGGCCCGAAGCCGGUCGCGGAGAAGUCAUUCUAAGUGAAGCCGAUUACAACGCCGGCAACGACGUGUUACUCGACCAAGAUUUCGAGACUGAAGACCUCGCCAUGACAGGCACCAUGGCUUGGGUCCGCAAGGUUGCCGCGCUCGCAGACGUCUUGUGGUGGGGACGGCCUGUUACUGGCAAGAAGGAGAUAUCGCAGCCUACAGCGCCGUCAUCAGCGCCAGUGGCGACGAUCAAUUCGGGACUCAUCGUGCGCAAACGAAAGAAGGACGACUCUCAGGAUGCCCCUGUGCCCGCUUCCAACGGAUCCGAUACAUUGCCUGGUGAAUACAACCAGCCAGUCAGCACUGCGUCUACAACUGGAAAGGAUGCCGAAGCUGUGCCCGAAGCAUCCAGUGAGCCAGGAGUUAACCUUCUCAACGCUAGUUUUGUGAGGAAGAAAAAGAAGACCUGA
Talaromyces rugulosus is the source of this 4389-nucleotide messenger RNA. RefSeq lists its product as uncharacterized. NCBI's taxonomy places the organism in Eukaryota, Fungi, Ascomycota, Eurotiomycetes, Eurotiales, Trichocomaceae. The annotation marks the transcript as partial. Gene Ontology annotation, molecular function: histone H3 acetyltransferase activity. The record is from RefSeq and is a predicted model, not a curated record. The transcript is spliced from 9 exons. Gene Ontology annotation, cellular component: Golgi medial cisterna; membrane; nucleus.